UCCAAUGGUCACCCAGUUACACCUAAUAUGUUUAUAAGAGAUCGCCCUGCCACGCAAGGAGGUAACAGAUUUGGACAGCUGAGCAGAAGUCAGUUUUUCACCAGGCACAAUCCUCAUCCCCACAGAGUUCGACAUUUUAAAGGUUUAUUAGAUGUUCCAAUUUGUUCAGUAAAUGAUGAUGGACAUUUCGCUACCAACAAA
Lottia gigantea (owl limpet) is the source of this 201-nucleotide messenger RNA. RefSeq lists its product as hypothetical. The transcript is spliced from 2 exons. The record is from RefSeq and is a predicted model, not a curated record. Lineage: Eukaryota; Metazoa; Mollusca; Gastropoda; Lottiidae. The annotation marks the transcript as partial.